AUGAAGUCGCCAUUCUAUAUUCUUGCUGUGCUUCUUCCCCUAGCUACGAACUUAGCCCUUGCAACGCCGGUUGCGGAACCGAGCUCUGAUUCCCUCGAGGAGAGACACAGAGGUAAUGACAAGGGCUACAAAGAUCACCAUGAAUACGAUGACCACCAUAGAUACGGUGACGAGAACGCUUGUGAGGUCAAGUACUCUUACCCCUACUACAAGUAUCCUUGCAACUCAAGCCCCACCAACGGCACGUCUACUCUGGGUGCUACCUUCACCUCCUUUUGCAAGUAUCAGAAUGGCGAUUCUGGAAUCUGGUACAGUGCGCCAAAAGGCUGGGUUAAGGAAGGCGAUAAGCCUCGAAGGUGCGCGGGCGCAUCAAACCCAUGCCCUGUGUGA
Molecule: messenger RNA, 390 nt
Organism: Penicillium mononematosum
Lineage: Eukaryota; Fungi; Ascomycota; Eurotiomycetes; Eurotiales; Aspergillaceae
Exons: 3
Coding region: 1-390 (129 amino acids)
Source: RefSeq, a predicted model, not a curated record